AUUCCAGAGGGACGCAGCGCCCUCGGGCUCCUCCGCGCAUUCUUGCCCCGCACAAAGAAGUUCCUCCGCCGCCGCCGCCCGCACAAAGGAGGCGCCGUCCAGGGAGCGCCGGGCCGGACGGGGCAGCGCAGCGCAGGGGCAGCGAGAAGCGGAGCGGCCGGGCGCGAGGCGGACCUUCCCGCGGCGCCUCCCCCGCGCGUGGCCGGGCGAGGCCGGGAUGCCUGGCGGCGGCUGCUGGCGACGGGACACGGGGCGGGCGCGGUGCUGAGCGGCCGGCCGGAGUGCGUGGAGCUCAUGGCUGAGCCGGCGCUGCCCCAGGAGGGCGUCGGGCGGCGGCUGCGGCGUCGGGAGCAGCCGCUGAACGGGCCGCCGCCGCCGCCGCCCUACCCGUCGGGGGAGCCCGCCUGCCCGCCCCCGCGCGCCUUGCCCGGCGAGGAGGCCCCGCGCUCGGAGGUGGCGCUUCCCUGCUACAAGCGCUACUCGGCCGAGGGCUUCCCGCGCGGCAAGGCGGCCGGCGGGGCCAGUCCGCGGGGUUCGACGUGCUGCGGGCCGGCGUCGGGGAGCGGCGGCGCCCUGGCCAGCCCACGCGGGAGCCUCUCGGCCGCCGAGGCACCGCUCAGCCCGCGCUCCAGCUACGCCAGCACGGCCAGCGACGCCAGCAAGCCCUACUCCAGCCCGCGCGCCAGCCUGGCCGGCUCCUCCGACGGCAGCAAGCCCAGCAGCGCCCGCACCAGCGGCAUCAGCAUGGGCUACGACCAGCGGCACGCCAGCCCGCGCUCCUCCGCCGAGCUGGAGGCCGCGGCCGGCCGGCCCCUGGUGCCGUCGGGCCCGGCCGGCGCCGUCUCCUCCCUGGCCAGCCCGCGCUCCAGCCUCUCCAGCCACAGCUCGCGGAGCUCCCGCGGCUCCAUGGGCGCCUAUCCGGAGCUGUCGGCCCCCUCGCCGCGGGCCUCGCUGCUCCCCGAGGAGGCGCCCCCGGCCGACGCCGAGCCCGCCAAGCUGCGCCUGCCCUGCCAGGUGACGCCGGCCCGGGAGAGCGGCCCCAGCCAGGUGGAGCGGCGACUGGAGGCGCUGACGCUGGAGCUGGAGAAGGAGCUGGAGCUGCACGUGCGCAAGGAGUACUUCGGUAUUUGUAUCAAGUGUGGAAAGGGGGUAUAUGGGGCCAGCCAAGCGUGCCAGGCCAUGGGGAACCUUUACCAUACCAACUGCUUUACAUGCUGCUCUUGUGGGAGAAGAUUACGGGGGAAAGCCUUCUACAAUGUUAAUGGAAAGGUCUACUGUGAAGAAGACUUCCUAUAUUCGGGGUUUCAGCAGACGGCAGACAAGUGCUUCAUUUGUGGCCAUCUCAUCAUGGAAAUGAUUUUGCAAGCUCUUGGGAAGUCAUACCAUCCUGGCUGUUUCCGCUGUGUGGUGUGCAAUGAAUGUCUGGAUGGCAUACCCUUCACUGUCGAUAUGGAGAACAACAUUUACUGUGUCAAAGACUAUCACACGGUUUUUGCACCCAAGUGCGCUUCCUGUAACCAGCCUAUUUUGCCAGUCCAGGGUUCCGAAGAGACCAUCCGGGUGGUGUCAAUGGACAGGGAUUACCAUGUGGAGUGUUACCACUGCGAGGAUUGUGGACUCCAGCUGAAUGACGAGGAGGGCCGCCGAUGCUAUCCACUGGAGAGACACCUGCUCUGCCACACCUGUCAUAUCAGGCGCUUGAGCACUAAAGUGUCGGCACACUCUGCCUCUGGGUACCCCAUGCAUAUCACGGAGCUCUGAGGCUUCUGCUUCCCAUCUACUGAAGACCAGGAGGAAGACCCCCGCUGGGGAAAGGGCUCAACAGAGGACUCUCCAGAAAGACAAAGCGGCCGCCAUUAUUUAUUGCUUCUAAGAUUGGAAAGGAAGGGGCACCUCUUGGGUUGGCUCUGGGUGCAAUUGCCUAAGUGAUUCUUUCCACGAUGCUGGUACUUGAAAAGUCGUGCACCCCAUGGAUUGGAUGGGGAAAGGGGCCUGAUGCCAGAGCUGUUGGGAUGACUGGCCACCCAUUAAUACUGGCUUGUUGCCAUUUUUAUGUUUGAGCUCCCAGAAGAAACGUUAGCUUUCCAACAGGAAAGAGACCAAAAGACUUUCGCCAUGUUUUAGCUCUCCUUGCACCCUUGACCUUGUGGUUCUCACAAUUUGAGAGACACAAGGGUUGUUGCAUGCAUCAAAAGAGGGAGGGCAAAAUUGAAUGUGACUUUAAAAAGGAAUAACUUUCUAGGGGAUUCCUGUGGGCCUUCCAGCUUGGCUUUUUGUUGGGUUUCUCUGCAAAACAAGAGUACACAGGACACCAUGUGCUGGGAGCCCGUGAAAGGACAGAGAGCAUUCCUAUUCCGGGCUGUGUCCGGCACAGUUCUCAGGUGCUUGGCAAGGAUGUGAGGGUUUGGUGUUUCCAGGUGAGGCAGAACACACCGCUAAGGGGAGAGCUGCAGGCUCUCUGGGAAGAACAGUCACCUCGUAGCUUUCUGGGAUCCGACGGGCAGCAACUGUGCAGAGGAGCCUUGCUGAAAGCAGGGUGGCAGAGGGGGAAAAGGGGCAGAAACUUCUCCAUUCCCAUUCCACAGUUUUUUUUCUUAGCAUUCUUUUGCGGCAGAAACGGGAAUGUGUCAGAAUGGGAAAAAUUUACAUACAGGUGGUAUAAGCCUAUUCAUUAAAUUUAAUUCAGAUUUUAAUCCAACCAAAUUAAGGUUUUGUCCCAUCCAUUUCUUUGGACCUGCCACUGCUUAUUUUUGAAGGGAAUCUUCCCAGCCUCCCAAAGUCCAGAGGCAGCCUGGAGCCUGGAAAUGGUUCUGCUCCAACAACCGCAGAACCUGCCAGGGCCAGCCAGGUACCCUGGGGCUCCCUGCAGAAGCUCUGCUAGUUGCUCUCUGCCCCUCAGUACAAGGAAGGGGAUUCCUGCUUUUUACAACUUGGUGAUAACCCAGCUUUAAAGGCCAAGUUAAUUAUACUUGAAUCCACAGCACUUGCAUAAUAAUUCCCAUGGCCUCUUGACCAUACAAAGCGUUUUUAGGUAGGUCACAAAACAGUUUUUAAAAGUCUCAGGAAACAAUUGUCUUUUUUCUAGGUGUUUGGAUGUAAAAAAAUUGGCUCAGAUGUAUAGCAGGGAAAUAUCUAAUUUGGAGCAUAGAGGAAAUUUUUUUAAUUAGCAAAAAUUAAAACCUAUAAGACAUAAUGUGUUAAGUGUUAGAAGUCUUACAUUUCUAUUUUGCUAGACUUUUAAAGCACAUUUCCAACUCUGGGAAAAUCUGUGUUCCAUAUGGAAAAUGUUUACUUUUUCUAUUAAAAAAAUAAGCUGCGUUUUGAUUAUUUGAGAGGUGCCAUUAAUUAAAAACUGACCACAUCAGUUUACACUUCAGGUUCAGCCAUAUUGUAUUAAUUCCUUGCAUACAUUAACCUUGAAAUCAUUUCAACUCGCUUCUUAUAAAACCACCUGGAUCAGCCCUUUGCAGGCCAAAAGCUGUUGGUGCACCAGCAACUUCAGUGAAAGUCUGCUUUGGGAAUCGGAUGGAAAUAACAUGGCUAAAUGUGUUUGAAAAGUGCAAAAAAGACCCCUGAUGGAAGAGCAACCAGGCUGACUUCCCCCAGACUAUCCCAAUAGCCCUGCCAGCUGCAGCAGGGACCUUUCCCAAGUCUGAAGGGCUGGGAAGAGGGAAGGAUCAGGUGAGUCAGUGCAGAAGGAAUGUAAACAGUUCCUUCCAAAUGGGAGCACGAUGGGAUGCUUUGAAAGGAGCCCCCCUCUCCAUCCCAUCAGAUCAGCCCUUUUAAGGCUGUUCCACAUGGUUGGCCUUUUCAUGUUUGGAAGUUUCCAGAAAGUCAUUGUAAUUCCUUUGAUUUUACUGCAAAGGUUCCACCUCUUUCCUCUUGUAGAUGGCUUUCUGGUGCCUUCUGGAAAGUACCUCUCUCCUUCCUCUGCUCUUUAAGGCAUCUUGAUUAUUUUAGUGUCAAACUUGUCCAUUCCUGCUACUGCCUUAAUCUUCCGCAAAUACCAUAACAGCUAAAAUAUGUACACGGGCUAUGAUUUUUCAAACAUACCAGGCUAUUUAUUUCAUUUGUUCAAAAUGUUUCAGGGGAUUCACCUUUUAGAUACUUAAAAUAGAUUUGUCAACCUGAUGAUUUCCCACAUUUUGCUGUUUUAAUUUUUUUUUCCCCCAUUGCCUAAAUAUAAUCACUGCUGAAGAGCUCUCGUUUUCAUUUUAAAAAUGUGGUCUUCAAUCAGAAAGCAGCUAGAAAGUGACAUAUAGCAAACAAACAAACAACCAGAUUCUGCAAAAAAUGUGAAACCUGCUACCUCCCAUCAAUAGUGGCUGAACUGUGAAACUCCAGGCCCUAUGAGGGCUGGGCUGGCCCUGCUCCACAGCAGCCUGGUUGCUUUGCCCACUGGCCUCUCCUGCUGAAAGCAUGGGGAGGGAGGGCACUUCCCCACCAGUGCUGCCAAGGGAAGCUGCCUGCAGCCUUUCUCCUUGGCAGGAGUUUCUCCACCUGGUGCCCAAGGACAAGGAGAUGCCAGAUGGUGGAAGCUGUAGACCAAUACUGGGAGUUCAGUGCCACCUCUACAUUUACUUCAGAGAGUUUGGCUCCACAGGGAUGAAGUGCUUUUAAUGUUUGUGCCAAAAUAUUUAUGGGAUACCUUCCUUCCUUUUUCUUUCCACCGAUUCACAUCCACCUGAGCGAGGAACCCAAAAUAGAUGCACUU
Molecule: messenger RNA, 4714 nt
Organism: Thamnophis elegans (Western terrestrial garter snake)
Lineage: Eukaryota; Metazoa; Chordata; Lepidosauria; Squamata; Natricidae
Gene: WTIP
Product: WT1 interacting protein
Exons: 8
Coding region: 295-1761 (488 amino acids)
Biological process (GO): negative regulation of hippo signaling; cytoskeleton organization; response to hypoxia
Cellular component (GO): adherens junction; P-body; nucleus
Molecular function (GO): transcription corepressor activity
Source: RefSeq, a predicted model, not a curated record